AUGCCUAAUCUAACAUCUUAUCGUGCUCCUCCUAUUCAUUUAAAUCGAGAACUUCCAAAAACUUAUUGUGAUUUAAUUCGACAUGAAAUUGAUUAUAAUCAUUUUCUUCGUACACGUAUUACAAAUAUUCAAUCAUCAUUAUCUUUUACAAAUAAGAAACAUUUAACGAAAACAAAAAAUAUUCAACGACAUCGUAAAUUUUUUGAUCAUAAUCAACGUUUAUUUCAUAUAUAUAAACGUAAUUUACAAUUAUGUCAAAAAAUUCUUCAAAUUUGGUCAAAUAAUGGUAAACAAAAAGGUGGUAUUGAUUGUCAUAAUGAAAAUUAUAGAAAACAAACAAAUAUUUCUCAUUUUCGUUUACAACAGAAACAUUGGAAAGAUAAUAUUGAAAAUGAAAAUCAACGAUUAAUUCAUUCAUUGAUAUAUCAUCGAAAGAAAUAUCAAUCAGUAUAUGAUCGAUAUACAACCUAUGAAGCUUAUCAGUAUCAUUUAAAAUUAUUAAAAUCUAUGUGUCAAUAUCCGAAAUAUAAUACAAAUUCGAAUAUUUCUUUACGAACUCAAUGUCAAACUUUACCAUUCUCAUAUAAAUUUCAUAAACAAAAAUCGAAAAUAAACAAAACAAAAUUUAAUAAAUCAAUUAAAAAUAAAGAAAUAAGAACAAAUAAAUAUAUAGAAAAUAUUUUACAACAAACAAUGAAUAAUGCAAUUUAUAUUUAUAAUCAACCUCUUUCAUCUGCAUUCAAUCGUAUUAAAUCAUCAUAUUCUGCAGAUAGUCAAUGGUUGAAACCACGUUUAUAUAAUCACACAGCACUCUUUCGAUCAUUUUCAUGUCGUCAAUUGCUUGAACCUUGGCAUAAUACAAAACGACAGAGAGAACCAAUAGGAAGUUAUACGAUUAAUGAUAAAAUGAUCAAUGAAAAAUAUCAUGUCUCUGAUUCAUAUAAUAAUGUACUUUAA
Molecule: messenger RNA, 957 nt
Organism: Rotaria sp. Silwood1
Lineage: Eukaryota; Metazoa; Rotifera; Eurotatoria; Philodinida; Philodinidae
Source: the annotation of a GenBank genome assembly